CCGUAUGAACUGUCGGCAUCAUCGGUUUAACUUGAACGACAUAAAAAUUUUCUAUCCGUUAGAAGUUCAUUUUUUACCUUAUCGUUCUUUCCCUCUUCUCAUCCAACCUCCGUCCAUUAACCAGAACUCGACUUUCUCUUCCCCCAUGUUUCAUGUUUCUCGCCCACAAUUCCUUUGAAUCCGUAGACACACAAACACAAUCUCUUUCUCUCUCUUCAUUAACUUUCUUACUUAAGUUUCAAAUUCGACGAGUCUUUUUCUCUCUCUUUCUGUUUUGGUAUGCAUAAACUAACUGGACAGAGAAAAGGAGAAGAGAAGAAAGUGUAUGAGUCCUCCAUGAUGCUGCUUUUGCUUCAGUGACGCCCAUUUGUUUUCUCUUUCUUGACUUGUUGUUUGUAACAAUAUUCAUUUCUGAACGACACUGAAUUACCAAGCAAAGGAGCGAAAGCUGAAGGAAAGAAGAUACUUCUUCUUACCCUUUUUUGUAGGUUUCACUAUCUUAGAUUGAUCAUUUUCACACAAGAAACAAUUCCCAUAUUGCAAAAUUUUAUUUCUUAGUCCAAAUGCCGAAGUCCCCAUUUCAGCAAGACCAUGAAACUAUGCCAGGCUUUGAAUUUUUCAAGAAAUUCAAGCGUUUGAGGCUCUUUGAGCCGUACUUAGGCGUUGGGUUCUUCUGUGUUGUACUGUGCGUGAUUUGCUGGUUCUUUUACUUUGAUUAUCGGGCUAUGCCUAAAGGGUACACUGUUCCGGGCAAAUCAGAGAGGUUAAAGUGGCUGAAACCAGACGGUGGGCCUAUUGGGAAGAAGAAGAGAGUUGAGUUUUUGAGUGAGAAGGCUAACGAGUGUGAUGUGUUUGAUGGAAAUUGGGUGUGGGAUGAGAAGUACCCUUUGUAUCAGUCUAAAGAUUGCAGAUUUUUAGAUGUAGGAUUUAGGUGUACUGAAAAUGGUCGGCCUGAUUUGUUCUUCACUAAGUGGAGAUGGCAACCCAGACUUUGCAAUUUGCCAAGAUUCAACGCAACUCUUAUGUUGGAGAAACUCCAGAACAAACGCCUUGUUUUUGUUGGUGACUCAAUCGGUAGAAAUCAAUGGGAAUCACUUCUCUGCAUGCUCUCUUCAGCCAUUCCAAAUAAGGAUUCAAUAUAUGAAGUGAACGGCAGCCCUAUUACAAAGCAUAAAGGCUUCUUGGUAUUCAAGUUUAAGGACUACAAUUGCACAGUGGAGUACUACAGAGCUCCUUUUCUUGUCCUGCAGAGCAGACCUCCUGCUGGAUCUUCGGAAAAGAUUAGGACAACCCUUAAAUUGGAUAAAAUGGAUUGGAAUCACUUAAAUUGGAGAGGUGCAGAUGUGCUGGUUCUAAAUACAGGGCAUUGGUGGAAUUAUGAUAAGACCAUAAGAGGAGGUUGCUACUUUCAAGAAGGGUCUGAGGUAAAACUGGAAAUGAAGGUAGAGGAUGCAUAUCAGAGGUCCGUAGAAACGGUCUUGGACUGGAUAUACAAUGAAUUGAAUACAAGCAAGACACAGGUCUUCUUUCGUACGUAUGCUCCAGUCCACUUCAGAGGCGGAGAUUGGAGGACCGGGGGAACCUGUCACUCGGAGUCACUUCCUGAGCUGGGAACAUCAUUGGUAGCUCCUGAUUCUUGGACCCAAUUCAAAAUUCUCGGUGAUGUUUUGUCAGCUCACACGAAUACUAAGAAAUUUGAUGUGCUGAAUGUGACUUAUAUGACUGCUCUAAGAAAAGACGGGCAUUCAUCGCUGUAUUAUUUGGGUCCUCACAAAAGCCCCGCACCUCUCCAUCGGCAAGAUUGCAGCCAUUGGUGCCUGCCCGGAGUCCCGGAUUCUUGGAACGAGAUUCUCUAUGCACUAUUGCUAAAGCAUGAGGUCACUCAUCCAUCUAACACAUCAACAUAUAGAGCACAGGCAUAGUUGAUUACAAGUUCUUUGCACAUAAUGACUUCAAGUGUCAAACAAAGGCAAACAAAUAGAGCAUGUAAGUUAGAUUUUGUUGUAAGGUGGUCAAAUUUAAAUGCUCAUUCAAGAUUGUGACACCGAUGAAGAUUCGUUUCAGGAUUUUAAACAUUAAAUCCUAAACUCUAAACGCUUUCUUGUAUCGGAAAAAUGUAGGCUUACAUUUAGGGCUUUGUAGAUGGACACAGAAUUUUUGAAUCAAAAUGAAACUAUAGGCUUCUUUUGUUGUA
Messenger RNA from Mangifera indica (mango), 2194 nucleotides. Its product is annotated as protein trichome birefringence-like 10. The coding region runs from base 564 to 1922 and encodes 452 amino acids. Gene Ontology annotation, molecular function: O-acetyltransferase activity. NCBI's taxonomy places the organism in Eukaryota, Viridiplantae, Streptophyta, Magnoliopsida, Sapindales, Anacardiaceae. The record is from RefSeq and is a predicted model, not a curated record. The transcript has 4 exons. Gene Ontology annotation, cellular component: Golgi apparatus.